Molecule: messenger RNA, 5250 nt
Organism: Herpailurus yagouaroundi (jaguarundi)
Lineage: Eukaryota; Metazoa; Chordata; Mammalia; Carnivora; Felidae
Gene: PLB1
Product: phospholipase B1
Exons: 59
Coding region: 658-5034 (1458 amino acids)
Biological process (GO): phospholipid metabolic process
Cellular component (GO): brush border membrane
Molecular function (GO): retinyl-palmitate esterase activity; phosphatidylcholine lysophospholipase A1 activity; A2-type glycerophospholipase activity
Source: RefSeq, a predicted model, not a curated record
UGGAGGGUGAGAAGGAGCUUGUCAGAUGGAGCCUUUUCAGGAGGAAAGUGCAGCCUGAGGAAAGGUGCGGAGGCAGUGUGGUACCAGAAAUGUGCUCAAAGGGCAUCUUUGAGGAUAAGGCCAGAGGGAAGGUUUAGGUCUGCAGGGCCCUGGGCCUGGGGCUGGUGCCCCUUCCAGAGGCCACAGGAACCACUGGUGGAGGGAAGAGGCCUGAUGACAAAGAAAGGAAAUGAGGACAGAGGAGGGAAGAAGCAAACCAAGACUGGAGGAAGGAGAACAUUCUGGAGAUGUGAGCUGGAGGCAGGAAGAAAGGGGAGGAGCUGCCCCUUCAUGUGGGCAGUGGAGUUUCUUAGAGACGAGCCGCCCAGAGAAGCUUGUCCUGGCCUGAAGGUGCAGCCGGCAGACCUCAGGGAGGAGCCUGCAGCCCCCACCACCUCGGGGAGGAGAGAGACAGGCCAGGAGUGGGGCCGAGGAGAAGAGGAAGAAGGGCCCGUGGAUGGCCAAGCUGGCCACUGCACCCUUUCAAAGGUGAACACAGUAAAAUUUAUGACAGGUGUACUAUCAGACAACAGAGGAGAAUAAAAGCAGGAGGAAGUGUGGCAGCCUCCACCUGUGCAAACCAUUCAUCCAAGGCUGGGACACCUGGACGAUUCUGGCAUGGGGCUGCAGCCACGCAUCUUCCUCCUGGGGCUGCUGUUGCUUCUGGGGCAAGGGCUCACCCAGGCCACUACCUCUCCUGGCGAGAACACACUGGAAAAGCAACUAUCACCAGAGGCCCUGAAGAACUUUGCAUUCUCAUGCAACCCAAAGAAGUCAGGAUCCAGUGUGCCUCCGAAGUCAGUCCACUCUGUGAGACCUUCUGAUAUAAAAUUUGUGGCAGCCCUGGGCUACGUGGAACCUCCUCCAGACUCUGGGACCGUUGACCUGGAGAAGCAAAAAUGGACGGACAGAAGGCCACAGCAGGCAUGCAUGGAAGUGGUGACAGUCCUUUCAGACAUCAUCAGAUAUUUCAACCCUUCUGUUCUGAGGCCUUUGUGCGCCCCUGGGAAGACAGUGGUGGCCCACACUGGUGCUCAAGACUUACGGGUAGAGGCGGAAGGACUGGUGCGGAGCAUGAGGGAGAACCAGCAACUUGACUUUCAAAAUGACUGGAAGCUCAUCAAUGUGUUCUUCAGUAACACAAGCCAGGGUCACCUCUGUCCCUUCGCCCAACAGCACAGGCACGCAGCGGGAGGUCUGCUCAAGCUAGCUGGAGUGCUGGACUACCUGCACCAGGAGGUCCCCAAAGCGUUUGUGAACCUGGUGGAUCUCUCUGAGGCUCUGGUAGUUUCUCACUGGCACCAAGGGACUCAGCUCAGCCUCGCAGAAGAGCCCUGCAGAUACUCAGGGGAGACCUUGAAGCUUUCCGAGGUUGUGACACAGUGGUCCUAUCAGGAGAGCUGGGACCGUCUCCUGGCCUCCAGCAAGUACAACAAGGAGGAGUCCUUCGCAGUGGUUUUCCAGCCUUUCUUCUACCAGACCCUACCCUCGGGGGAACAACCACUCCAGGAUCCCAGCACAGUCGCCUUGAAUCUCUGGAGCAGCAUAAUGGAGCCAGCAGGACAGAAAGAUGAGCCAUUCAGUGCACGAGAGGGAAGUCCGGUGAAAUGUCCCUCUCAGGAGAAUCCCUUUCUGUUCACCUACAAGAACAGCAACUACCUGCCCAGGCUGCUAAAAUCUCCUGAGGAGCUUGAGGUGACAGAUGCAAUGGAAAUCAGGUGCCCUGACAAGGACCCCUCCAACACGAUUCCCACUUCAGUUCACAGGCUGAAGCUGGCUGACAUCAAGGUAAUCGCAGCCCUGGGGGACUCUCUCACGGCAGGUAAUGGGGCUGGAUCAAAGCCUGGGGACAUCUUGGAUGUCUUGACUCAGUAUCGAGGCCUGUCCUGGAGUGUCGGCGGCGAUCACAACCUCAGCAGCGUCACCACCCUCGCAAACAUCUUCCGCGAAUUCAACCCUAACCUAAGGGGCUUCUCUAUUGGUACCGGGAAAGAAAACAGUGCUGGAGCGUUCCUAAAUCAAGCUGUGGCAGGAGCCCGAGCUGAGGAUUUACCUGUUCAGGCCAGGAGGCUGGUGGACCUGAUGAAGAAUGACACGAAGAUAAAUUUUCAGGAAGAUUGGAAGAUAAUAACCCUGUUUAUAGGAGGCAACGAUCUCUGUGAAUUCUGCAGUGACCUGGUCCACUAUUCUCCCCAGAACUUCACGGACAACAUCAGGAAGGCUCUGGACAUCCUCCAUGCUGAGGUUCCUCGGGCAUUUGUGAACCUGGUAAAUGUUCUGGAGAUCAUCAACCUGAGGGAGCUGUAUCAGGAGAAGAAAGUCAGCUGCCCAAGGCUGAUCCUUAGGAAUCUGUGCUCCUGUGUCCUGAAGUUUGAUGAUAACUCACCAGAACUUGCCUCCCUCAUCGAAGUCAAUAAGAAAUACCAGGAGGGGACUCACCAGCUGGUUGAAAAUGGGCGAUACGACACAAGGGAGGACUUCACGGUGGUCGUGCAGCCAUUUUUUGAAAAAGUGGACAUGCCAAAGACCUCGGCGGGGCUGCCCGACAGCUCUUUCUUCGCUCCUGACUGUUUCCACUUCAGCAGGAAAGCUCACGCUCACGCGGCCAGCGCCCUCUGGAACAACAUGCUGGAACCUGUUGGCCAGAAGACAACGCAGCAUAAUUUUGAACACAAGAUCAAUAUCACAUGUCCGACCCAGUUCUGGCCGUUUCUGAGAACCUACAAGAACAGCGUGCAGGGUCAUGGGAGCCAGCUGCUGUGCAGGGACAGAGCUCCUUCCACCUCACCGCCCACCUCAGUGCACACCCUGAGACCGGCAGAUAUCCAAGUUGUGGCUGCGCUGGGGGAUUCUCUGACCGCCGGCAAUGGAAUUGGCUCCAAACCAGAUGACCUUUCUGACGUCACCACUCAGUAUCGGGGGCUGUCAUAUAGUUCGGGAGGGGAUGGCUCCCUUGAGACCGUGACCACCUUACCAAAUAUCCUUCGGAAGUUUAACAGAAAUCUCAGAGGCUACGCGGUGGGCACGGGUGACGCCAAUGGCACAAAUGCCUUCCUUAAUCAGGCUGUUCCUGGAGCAAAGGCUGGGGAACUUAUGAGCCAAGUCCAGACUCUCGUGCAGAGGAUGAAAGAUGACCAUAGAGUGAAUUUCCGCAAGGACUGGAAGAUUAUCACGGUGCUGAUUGGAGGCAGCGAUUUAUGUGACUACUGCACGGAUUCGAAUCUGUAUUCUGCAGCCAAGUUUUUUGACCAUCUCCGCAAUGCCUUGGACAUCCUGCAUAGAGAGGUGCCCAGAGCCCUGGUCAACCUGGUGGACUUCAUGAACCCCAGCAUCAUGCGACAGGUGUUCCUGGGCAAUCCAGACAAGUGCCCUGUGCAGCAGGCCAGCAUUUUGUGUAACUGCGUUCUGACCCCUCGGGAGAGCUCCCAAGAGCUGGCCAGGCUAGAGGCCAUCACCCAAGCCUAUCAGAGCAGCAUGCGUGAACUGGUGGAGUCAGGCCGCUAUGACACAAGGGAGGACUUUUCCGUGGUACUGCAGCCUUUCUUCCGCAACAUCCGGCUCCCCGUCCUGGCGGAUGGGCACCUUGAUAUAUCCUUCUUCGCCCCAGACUGUAUCCACCCAAGUCAGAAAUUCCACUCCCAGCUCUCCAGAGCCCUUUGGGCCAAUAUGCUUGAGCCACUAGGAAGGAAAACAGAUACCCUGGACCUGAUGGCAAAUAUAUCCCUCUCCUGCCCUCCUCAGAAUGAGCCCUUCCUGAGAACUCCCCGGAACAGCAACUACACCUACCCCACCAAGCCGGCCAUUGAGAAUUGGGGCAGUGACUUCCUGUGUACAGAGUGGAAUCCUUCCAACAGCGUCCCCACCUCAGUCCAUGAGCUCCGGCCAGGAGACAUCAAAGUGGUGGCCGCGAUGGGCGAUUCAUUGACUACAGCAUUGGGAGCCAGACCAAGCAACUCCAGCGACCUACCCAUGUCCUGGAGAGGAGUCUCCUGGAGCAUUGGAGGGGACGGCAUCUUGGACACCCACACCACACUGCCCAACAUUCUGAAGAAGUUCAACCCUCACAUCCUUGGGUUCUCCACCGGUACCCUGGAGGAGACAGCAGGACUGAAUGUGGCCGUGGAAGGAGCCAGAGCUAGGGACAUGCCGACGCAGGCCCGGGACCUGGUGGAGCGAAUGAAAAACAACCCUGAAAUUGAUCUAGAGAAUGACUGGAAGCUGAUCACACUCUUCAUUGGGAGCAACGACAUGUGUCAUUACUGUGAGAAUCAGGAGGCCCACUCAGCUGGGGAGUACAUUCGGCACAUCCAACAGGCCCUGGACAUCUUCUAUGAGGAGCUUCCAAGGGCUUUCAUCAAUGUGGUGGAGGUCAUGGAGUUGGCUGGCCUGCACCAGGGCCAAGGUGGGAAAUGCGACCUGCCGCUGGCCGCUCAGAGCAACUGCACUUGCCUCACACGUUCCCAGGAGAAUUCUCUGGAGAUGCAAGAACUGAAGAAAAUGAACUGGAACUUCCAGAGUGGCAUCUCCAGGUUGUCCUACUGGCACCAGUACCUGCAGCGUGAAGAUUUCGCAGUGGUCGUGCAGCCUUUCUUCCAGAACACUCUUGUCCCCCUGAACAGCAAAGGGGGCGCUGACCUCACCUUCUUCUCCGAGGACUGUUUCCACUUCUCAGAACGUGGUCACGCGGAGAUGGCCAUCGCGCUCUGGAACAACAUGCUGGAGCCAGUGGGCCAUAAGACAACCUCCAACAACUUCACCCACAGCCGAACCAAACUCAAAUGCCCCUCUCCUGAGAGCCCUUACCUCCACACCCUGAGGAAUAGUCAGCUACUCCAAGACCAUUCUGAAACAGGCCCCACGGUGCUGUCCUGGGCCUUGCCUGUGGCGGCAGGAGGUGGCCUUGCACUUGGUGUCGGCGCGGUGAUGGCAUGGAGAGCCAUAGGAGGUCGCCAGCGGGAAAAUCCUCCAAUGAGCCUCAACACGAUGAGAUUCUAGGCCUCCAGCCAUGGGCAUGCACUCAUCCCCAAUUCCCCAGCCACACUCCUCACCAGCCGUCUACCUCAGCCACCUUGGCCACCAGAGAGCAUUUGCUUCGUCACCUGGUGACAUAGGAAGCCAAAGGGACAGUCACGACUCCUUGGGGCCUGGAGCCUGUGCUCCUGGAAUUGCCUAAUUUAAAUAAAGGCCAAAGUCAUUCUAUUCUUGGGUUAA